AAAGUAUAUCUUAUAAGAUAUGCUAUUUAUUUAAUAAAUUAUUCAUUAAUUAGUUAAUUUUAUUGGAUUCAAAUUAGUUUGAAAAUUUUUAGUUUAUAAAAAAUUUAAAAUGAUUCAAAAAAGACACACACAGAUUUUCUUCAAGUUGGAUUUUUUUAAACGUUUUCUGUCAUGUGAUUACACAUGGAAAAAUUACGAUGUCAGUAGAAGAGAAGAUUUCUCCAAGGUGUCUGAUGACGAUAUUUCAUAUUUUAAAGACUUACUACCUAACCGAGUGAUAACUGAUGAAAAUGAGCUGGAAAUGUACAAUACUGAUUGGCUAAAGUUAGUAAGAGGAAUGAGUAAAGUAUUAUUAAGACCAAAAACAACUGAGGAGGUUUCAAAUAUUGUUAAAUACUGCAAUAAACGCACGCUGGCAUUGUGUCCCCAGGGUGGAAAUACAGGACUUGUUGGUGGAAGUGUCCCUGUAUUUGAUGAAAUCAUCUUGUCUUUUUCUCUCAUGAACCAAGUCAAGAGUAUUGAUCCUGUUUCAGGUACUGUUGUGUGUCAAUCUGGUGUAGUUCUGGAACAAUUAGAUAACUGUUUGUAUGAGCAUGGACUAAUGGUCCCUUUAGAUCUUGGUGCAAAAGGAAGCUGUUUUAUUGGUGGCAAUGUUUCUACAAAUGCAGGUGGGCUUCGCUUCUUGAGAUAUGGGUCAUUGCAUUCCUCUGUCCUUGGUGUUGAAGCUGUGUUGGCUGAUGGGACAAUUUUAGAUUGUUUAUCAACUCUCAAAAAAGAUAAUACCGGAUAUGAUCUUAAGCAGUUAUUUAUUGGAUCUGAGGGUACGUUAGGAUUAGUUACUGGUGUCUCAUUAGCUUGUCCACCCAGACCAAAGUCUGUUAAUCUUGCCUUGUUGGGUAUUAAUUCCUUUGAAGAAAUUCAAAAUGUUUAUCUAGCUGCCAAGUCAAUGUUGGGAGAAAUACUUUCAGCUUUUGAAUUUUUUGAUCAAUCAUGUGCGUUAUCUGUCCAUGAAAAUUUGAAAUUAAGAAUUCCGAUAUCAGAAUAUCCAUUUUAUGUUCUCGUGGAAACAUCAGGUUCUAGUUUUGAACAUGAUACAGAGAAAUUAAAUACAUUUUUGGAUUAUAUAAUGGAUAAAAAAAUUGUUUUAGAUGGAACGUUAGCCACUGAACCUUCUAAGAUUAAAGAGUUGUGGGAGAUACGCGAAAAUAUUGCUGUAGCUUUACUUCUUGAUGGAGAUGGUUGUUUUAAGUAUGAUAUAUCUCUUCCAGUGAAUUCAUUGUACAAUAUUGUAAAUAUACUUAAAGAAAAGUUUUCAAAUCGUACAAAGAGAAUAGUUGGAUAUGGUCAUUUUGGAGAUGGAAAUCUCCAUUUAAAUGUUGUGGCGCCUACUUAUGACAAAGAGUUAUUGUCACAAAUUGAACCUAUCAUUUUUGAAUACACAGCUUCACACAAAGGAAGUAUCAGUGCAGAACACGGAAUUGGGUUUAAAAAGUCAAAGCAUAUGCAUUAUUCACGAUCAAAUGAUGCAAUAACAUUGAUGCGUAAUUUAAAAAACUUAAUGGAUCCAAAAGGAAUUUUUAAUCCAUAUAAAGUGAUUCCCAAAUAAUGAUGGUAAAGUGACAGUAUAUUUAAUACUGGAAAUAUAAAUGUGAAUUUUAA
Hydra vulgaris (swiftwater hydra) is the source of this 1659-nucleotide messenger RNA. Its product is annotated as D-2-hydroxyglutarate dehydrogenase, mitochondrial. NCBI's taxonomy places the organism in Eukaryota, Metazoa, Cnidaria, Hydrozoa, Anthoathecata, Hydridae. The record is from RefSeq and is a predicted model, not a curated record. Gene Ontology annotation, molecular function: catalytic activity; FAD binding. Gene Ontology annotation, cellular component: mitochondrion.